CUUGUUUGCAUGCGCAUGAAUCCUCAUGUACGAAUGCGAGAUUGGCAAUCAUAGUUCAUUGCAAUGUACUUUUUUGCUAGAGCCGGGGUCUUUCGGAACCAACUCAUCCACAUUCUCUAGGUAGGGGUAAUGUUUGUGUACAUCUACCCUCUCCUGACCCCAUUCGUGGGACAAUAUUGGGUUGUUGUUGUUGCAAUGUACUUUUAUGUUUUGGGUAAUGCACUUUCAUAGAAAGGUUUUGUUUAUUUAGUAGUUUGCCACCAUGUUUUUUAGUCAUCCCUUAAUUUUUAGUGAUUCAGAGCCCUAAAGGACCAUAUUGAUCCCAAAUUUUCAAAUAAGCGGUAAUUCUCAUUUGUUCACACAUCCACACACACACACACACACUCUUCCUCUGUUCCAAUUUAUCUUGCGUGUUUUUCUCUUUCGUCCGUUCCAAUUUGGCAUAAAUGGAAACGCAUGUUGCUUAAUGUUUCUCUCCCCUCUAUACAAAUCUCAUCCACACAGACACAGUUUUCGAUAUAGUCUGUUUGGGAAGGGGGGAAAUGACAUCGGGAAGUCAUUUUCCUAUUUUUUGGUAUUUGGUUUCGGAAAAUAGGGGUCAAUAUAAAUGAUUUAUGAAGUUAACGGAAGAUAACCCUUAUUUGGAGGAGGAAAAUGAUUUUGAUUUUUUUGGUGGAAGACAUUUUCUGCCGUUCUCCAACUUCUUAGAUCCAUACUCAUCACCUUCAAAUAUGUUAUAACAAUAAAAUAAGUUUUUUUUCAUUUUCCAAACUUUCUGCCAAGCACUAGAAAGUAAAUUUAUAUUCCAGAAAUCAUUUUCAGAACUCAUUUUUGGAAGCCGUUUUCCUUCAUUCCAAAUGGACCCUUAAUAAAAAAUGUGCCAGUCAAACUUGGCACAUUGAUUUGGGAUACAGGGAGUAUAUAUCUUUGUAUGUUUCUUAUCUGCUCUUGUUCUUCACAUUUGGGGAAAGUCUUGACUCUGCCUCUUAUUCUUCAAAUUUUGGUCUUUAGAGUUUUACAUUAAUAUAUUAUACAUUGGAAGGACUUUGUAAAUAUAUAAACAUACCUGGAUGAAGUUAUGGACUUAUAUCUGCAAUAUAUAUAAAAAUUAAAAGCUUGAUAAAGCUCAUUAGCCACUCGAGACAUUAAGAUUAUUGGAUUUCGCUUGACUUGUUUCUCUUUACCAUUUUUGGGCUUCACAGGAAGGUAUCUGAAUCAGAUCUGAGUAUUCUUCAACUCUAUUCUGUGUGGCUCACAAUUACUUUGACAUACACCACUUGUAGAGUUGUUGUUUUCAUGUGGUCUCCUUAAACAUAAGAGCAUUUUUUAUUUUGGAAGUUUAUUGAAUUGGUUUGUUUAAACUUUAUUUUUUGUUUAUUUGCAUUUGAUUUUAUUUUCUCCACACUCAUUUUCAAUGUUUCUAAACUGACAAACAAUCUUUCAAAAAUUUGUGAAGGUACAUUUCAGAGGAUACCCUGGAAGCAUUUUAACUCCAUGUGAAGCCGAAGACACUGUGAAAUGGAGUUUUAUAAAUUCUUUAAAGGAGGCAGCAUACAUCAUUAAUGGCAACUGCAAAAACAUCAUGAAUAUGUCUCAAAGUGAUCAAUCAGAACUUUGGCGCUCUGUUUCAAACAGUAAUUUGGAAGCUUUUCUCCGAGUUUCAUCUAAGCUUAAGCUGGGUAUGCACGGAGAUGAUUUUUCAAUUAAGUUGGAUUCUUACAAGUGUAGGCAAAGUAGUAAAAAUGAAGGAGAAGCUCCGGCAGGAGCAGUAAAACCAGGAAGAAUCCCGGUACGUUUGUAUGUUCGGAGCUUGAGUGAGGAUUUUGAUUGUGAAGGCUAUGCACCUGUGGUUGAGAGUUGGGACAAGAUCUCUUACAUCAACCGGCCUGUUGAGAUUUGUGAAGAUGGCAAGUUCUUCACAUUGGGCGAUGCACUAAGAAUGCUACUUCCCGAGUUUUUUGUGGACAAUUCUACCACCAAAGAUGACAUGACCUGCGGAGUGGAAGAAGACGAGGGCAGAAGAUCUACUUCACAAGAGGCAAGCGCCAUGGAAACCAGAGGAGGAGAUUCAUCUGAUAAAAACACAGAAAUCAAACUUGUUCGGGUACAGGGAAUAGAACCGAAGCUGGCGAUCCCUUUUGCGUGGGUGGUGAAAAACUUGGUGAACCCAGAAUACUUUCUCCACAUUUGUGUAUACAUCAAAACUCCAGACCCAAUUCCCAUAUAAUGUGAGCUGAGGGAGAUGAUAUUUUCUUGCUUGAUUUCAUGCCUCUAGCUUUCUUUUGAUGGGAUUUUAGGAGAUUUUCUCUCUAUGUGUGGAGGAGAAUGGGAGAUGGUAUAGUUAGUUCAUUUGCUGUAUAGGGAGUGCUUGGAUUUGUGUACAUAACAUACAUUUAAACAGACUUCUUUUAUUAUUACUUUAAAAAGCUCUUAGUGUUUGUUACAGUAGUUUUUUAAGGUAGAUUAUGAUAAUCUUAAUAGCUGAUUUGUGGUACUCGGUAGAGAGCUUAUCUGAACUCAACUAAAUCAAUUCGAACGCAUAGA
Messenger RNA from Cuscuta campestris, 2544 nucleotides. The record is from the annotation of a GenBank genome assembly. NCBI's taxonomy places the organism in Eukaryota, Viridiplantae, Streptophyta, Magnoliopsida, Solanales, Convolvulaceae.